Messenger RNA from Drepanopeziza brunnea f. sp. 'multigermtubi' MB_m1, 1524 nucleotides. RefSeq lists its product as uncharacterized. The record is from RefSeq and is a predicted model, not a curated record. Lineage: Eukaryota; Fungi; Ascomycota; Leotiomycetes; Helotiales; Drepanopezizaceae.
AUGUCGAUCUACGGCCCCCCGCCGCCGGCGCGCGCCUUCCGCGACAACAAGGCGACGUUGCUCGUGUGCUGGUGGUGCACCAUCUUCGCAGCGGUCAUCAUCCUGUUCCGGGUCUGCGGGCGAUACGUACGCACGGAGAAGCUGUUCAAGGAGGACUGGCUAGCGUUCGCGUGCAUGAUCCCGCUGUUCGCGAGGAUGGCCGUGGUCCAUGUGAUCCUGCUGUAUGGCACCAACAACGUCGUGGUGGAUGGCCUGUCCGCGGCCCAGAUAUCGGAUCGGGCGCUGGGAAGUAAGUUGGUCUUGGUGAGCCGGGUGUUGUAUGCUGCCACGAUCUGGAUGCUCAAGCUCACCAUCACGGAGUUCUUCAAGCGCCUCACCAUCAACAUCUGGACCUCCAGCCACGAGCGCAUGCUCAAAGCCAUCCGCUACUUCCUCAUCGCGACCUUCGUCGCGACCAUCAUCGCCGACCUCGCCGAAUGCCGUCCGCACUUCUCACAUUACUGGCAGGUCUCGCCGGAUCCGGGCCCGAGAUGCCGACAGGGAUUCGCCCAGCUGCUCACCAUGGGCAUCUGCGACAUCCUCACCGAUCUGCUGUUGGUGGUGUUCCCGAUCCCGAUCAUCGUCGCCUCGAAAAUGAGUACGAAGAGGAAGAUUCAGCUGGUCUUGCUGUUCGCCGGCUCUUUGGUGCCGGCUGGGACUGUGUGCUACAGGCUGCCACACGUUCUGGCGCGGGACGGCAGUCAGCAGUAUCGCUCUCUGCUGGCCUCGGUGGAGAUCCUAUUCUCCACGGCCGUAGCGAACGCCUUGAUAUUAGGCUCUUUCGUCCGAGAUCGAGGAGUGAAGAAGCAGCGGUGGAAGUUUGGCAGCAUGACCGAUAGUAUUGAGCGCACGACUUCUCGCCGAGCACCGUUCAGCCGGCAUUGGGGCAGCGACGAGGAUCUAGUGCGAGAUCUCGGGAUCAGCGUAGAUCCCAAGCUGCGAGAGACGCCGCCGACCGCUCGCCCAGCGCCGAUGGCCGUUGCGGGGAACGUGCCGGUGAAAGCGCACAGACUGGUGGGACAGGACUGGCAGUUCCCCGGCGAGAGAAGCGACACGAGCGACGAGAUGGAGAUGACCAAAGCGCACGAGGCGCACUCUCCGACCGACAUGUCGUCUUUCUCCUCGCCGCGGAAAGUCUCGUUCUUUGACGUUGGUGGGCUCCUCGAUAAGGAUAAUCUCAGGAGGGGGAGCUCGACACGGACAACAGAUACGGAUGGCGAGAGCUCCAUGCUCGGGCCGCUGUCAGUGUCGUGGAGUCAUGAGCACGGGCUCAGUCCCACGCCGCCGCCGCGGAGGGGCAACACGGCACUGCUCCAGGACAUUGGGGGCCUCCUUGGGCCGAGACGCGAGAGGGAGAGGCCCUCUGGGCGGGGCUAUGAAUUGCAGACUAUUCUACAGGAGCCGAGCCCGAGUCUGCGGCCGGCUAACAUGUCAAGGAGUCUCGCCAGCCAUGAGCUACAGGAUGUGGGGGGGCUGCUGAGGUGA